ACUCGGCCCUUCAGACAGCGAAGGGCCGUUUGCGCGAGAGGACCCCACACAUCACACGCCAUGAAGCUCUGUCGUUGGAGGCUCUUGAGCUUACUCGUGACUUGGUUGACCUGUGCGUCUGCGGGUCGCUACGAUGGGUAUCAAGUAGUCCGUGUCAGCCCAAAGAGGGAUGUGGAGGCGAAGCUGCUGGAGAGGAUGGCGCAGGAGGGCUUCCUGGACGUCUUCAGAAAGGGUCGCGACGGCUUCGUGGACGUGCUAGUGGACGAGGCGAAGGCGAAGACGCUUGCUGAUUUCGGUUUCCAGAGCGACACACUGCUGAGUGACGUUGGCAGGUUGGUGGAGAAUCAGAUGAGAGGGCGAGGUCAGGUCAAAUACGGAAACGUGACCUGGGAUCAUUACAACACUCUUGAAGAGAUCUAUGACUACAUGGACCAUAUCGCAUCCGAGCACCCCGACGUGGCGACAGUGUUCAGCCUCGGGAAGACGUGGGAAGGGAGGGACAUUAAGGCGCUGCACUUGACGAGGGACGGAGGGGAAGACACCAAGCCUAUUGUCUUCGUGGAUGCUGGCUUCCACGCCCGUGAAUGGAUCGCUCCUGCCGUGGCCUCCUACAUCUUCCACUCCCUCAUGCACGAUGUGACGGGUCUGCUCUCCUCCGCCGUGUGGGUGAUCGCCCCGUCUAUGAACCCCGACGGAUAUGAGUUCACUUGGACUGAUGAUCGGUUAUGGCGCAAGACGCGUUCGAACCGCACGAGUCUCUGUAGAGGCGUCGAUCCCAACAGGAAUUUCGACUUCCACUGGAUGGAGGUAGGAGCGAGCGACAACCCGUGCUCGGAGAUCUACGCCGGCCCGACCGCUCUCUCUGAACCCGAGACGCAGGCUUUAGCAGACUACAUGCAGGCACACAAAGAUCGCGUUAAGGUUUACAUCACACUGCACAGCUACAGCCAGCUCUUCAUGUACCCUUAUGGACACACGUUAGAUCUUCCAGACAACUGGGAAGAACUGGAUCGAGUGGCUAAGCUGGCCGUCGACGCCCUGACAGCUGUACACGGGACCGAGUACGAGUAUGGCUCUUGCAGCAGCAUUCUCUAUCUCGACGCAGGUUCCUCGCGGGAUUACGUGAAGGGCGUGGUAGGGGUUCCUUACGUCUACACGAUUGAGCUAAGGGACCAAGGGUACUACGGCUUCCUUCUCCCUCCUGAACAGAUCCUUCCGACUGGCGAGGAGACUUGGGAGGCCAUUCAGGUGGUCGCCAAGGAGGCUCUGGCACUGUAAAGACACUUUUUCAGAGUGGCAUGUGGCUCAGAGGCCAGUGAGGCAGCACCGUUUGAAGUCCGAAAAUGAAAUUGUUCUUAUUUA
Molecule: messenger RNA, 1362 nt
Organism: Penaeus chinensis
Lineage: Eukaryota; Metazoa; Arthropoda; Malacostraca; Decapoda; Penaeidae
Product: carboxypeptidase B-like
Exons: 11
Coding region: 61-1278 (405 amino acids)
Biological process (GO): proteolysis
Molecular function (GO): metallocarboxypeptidase activity; zinc ion binding
Source: RefSeq, a predicted model, not a curated record